AUGACUAAAGGAGCUCAGACAUCACAACGCGUAGAGACUCGGCAUCGUGCGGAAGUGGCUGAUCUUGAAUUAGAGGAUGAGAAUUAUGACCCAGAGGCGGAUGAAGUUCCGUCGUUUGAUGACCACAUCGACAACUUGUUUGCUGCCCAAGAAGUCGAAGGUCAGCACAAUAACGGGAAAUGCAAAGAUACAGAUUUCUGGGAAGUUACUGUUAUCGAGGAUGGCGUGAGAAAAGCUUCUAGGCUGAGCGUGAAGGAGGCUAUAGCGCUCCCUUCCAAUAUAAAGAUAGUACUCCCAUUUAAUAAAGAGCUGCAAUUGAUUGGUCAGGCCACUGGAUUAUUCAGCGUUUUCUUAGGGAGUUUGGGUGUAGAUUAUUCCCAUUUUCCCAUAUGUGCAAACAGUUGGAAGCAUGUGAACAAAGCUAAGAAGGAACAUGCAUACAACAUAAUUAAGCGGGUCUUUCACUAUGAGAACGGUGUCGUAGGAAAAACAAAGCGCGAUAUUAUGAAGAGAAUAAGAAAGAACUGGAAGGAUACAAAGCACCACUUGUAUCAUAGGUGUUACAAAGAAAUAAAGACUUAUGAGGAAAAUCUUAAGCAUCACCCGAAAGGAAUAGAAGAAAAUGAAUGGAAAAAUUUCAUUGACUAUCGCCAGAAGGAAGAAACAAAGGAAGCAAUUGCGAAUAUUGAGAGGCAAGAUGGAUCCUCUAAGCACCUUUCACAAAAUGAUUCGCUAGCAUAA
Arachis duranensis is the source of this 741-nucleotide messenger RNA. RefSeq lists its product as uncharacterized. NCBI's taxonomy places the organism in Eukaryota, Viridiplantae, Streptophyta, Magnoliopsida, Fabales, Fabaceae. Bases 1 to 741 code for a protein of 246 amino acids. The transcript has 5 exons. The record is from RefSeq and is a predicted model, not a curated record.